This is a messenger RNA of Medicago truncatula (barrel medic), 834 nucleotides long. RefSeq names its product ethylene-response factor C3. The transcript has a single exon. The record is from RefSeq and is a predicted model, not a curated record. Gene Ontology annotation, biological process: regulation of DNA-templated transcription; ethylene-activated signaling pathway. The coding region runs from base 1 to 834 and encodes 277 amino acids. Gene Ontology annotation, molecular function: DNA binding; DNA-binding transcription factor activity. NCBI's taxonomy places the organism in Eukaryota, Viridiplantae, Streptophyta, Magnoliopsida, Fabales, Fabaceae.
AUGAAUUUUUAUCCUCCUUACUUAAAAAAUCAAAACCAAAACCUUCUAUACUUCACUGAAGAUUCUCUCUCUAAUAUCUAUUGGGAAUUAGAAGAUGUCGUUAAUUACUUCAAUGGUGAUAUCAAUUUCAAGAAGGACUCACAAUCACAAACAAAGGAAUCAUUAUUAUUACCAUUAUCUUUAUAUGCUGAAUCCAACUCUUCAUUUCCAUUGCUAAGCAAUGGAUCACUAGAAGUCUCAUAUAAUAAUACUACUAUUUAUACACAAGUGAUCAAAGAAACAGAAACAUCAUUGUCAUUGCCAUCCAAAAAGAACAAAAACAAAAAGAAGACAUCGUCAUUAGCAUCAUCCUUGCCACUACCAGCAAUUAAAGAAAGUAACAAAAGGGUGCUUAGAGGAGUACGAAGAAGGCCAUGGGGGAAAUUCGCGGCCGAGAUAAGGGACUCGACAAGAAAAGGGGCUAGGGUAUGGCUUGGAACAUUCAACACGGAGGAAGAAGCCGCUUUAGCUUAUGACCAAGCCGCUUUUUCAGCAAAAGGUUCAUUGGCAGUGUUGAAUUUUCCGGAGGAUGUAGUUAAAGAUUCACUCAAAGAAAUGGCUAUAAAUUCUGAGCCUUUAGAAGAAGGUACUUCUCCUGUGUUGGCAAUCAAGAGAAAAAUCAAGAGAGAACACAUUGCGAGAAAAUCAUCCAAUGAGGUUAGUAAAAAGAAAAUAAAAAUUGAUCAUAAUGGUGAUCGAACAAAGAGAGAGACCAAUACUAAAUCUAAACAUGUGUUUGUCUUUGAAGAUUUGGGUGCUGAAUAUCUUGAGCAACUAUUGAGCUUAACUUCUUAG